Molecule: messenger RNA, 1563 nt
Organism: Colletotrichum scovillei
Lineage: Eukaryota; Fungi; Ascomycota; Sordariomycetes; Glomerellales; Glomerellaceae
Exons: 4
Coding region: 1-1563 (520 amino acids)
Molecular function (GO): FAD binding
Source: RefSeq, a predicted model, not a curated record
AUGACAGACGGCUCUACCUCCUUCAAAGUGAUUAUUGUUGGCGCGGGCGUCACGGGUCUCACAUUGGCCCACUGCCUCGUCAAGGCGAACAUCGACUUUGUCUUAUUGGAUAAAGGCAUAGUAGCUCCGAGUUUCGGAACGACCAUCACACUUCAGCCGCACGGGUGCAGAAUCUUGCACCAGUUGGGCUGUCUAGAUGCCGUGAUGGCCACGUGCGAUGUCAUGGGCGGAGCGCAGUGUCGCGACCCUUCUGGCAGAACCUUUGCUUCGAAUGACUUUUUCGGUGUCGUCAGGAAAUUCGCCGGCUAUGAUACUAGGACCCUGGAUCGGCAGGUUUUCUUACGCAAAUUGUAUGAAAGGCUGCCAGAUCAUUCCAAAGUACACGAGAAAGCACGCGUUCAGGAGAUUACUGAAGAAAGCUCCAAGACUCGCGUCAUCCUAGCAGAUGGGCGUGAAUUCGUUGGGGACGUAGUGGUUGGUGCAGACGGUGUUCAUUCCAAGGUUCGCGAAAUCAUGUGGGACAAGGCAAACGCGGCCAAUCCCGGCAUGAUUACAGUUGAAGAGAAGCGAGCAAUGGUAACCCAGUAUAAUGCCAUCGUCAUGGCAUCGUCUCCCGUACCUGGUUUGGGUUCCCACGAUAUGGAAGUUACCUCAAACGAUAAGUUCUCUUUCCUGCUCCUGUGCCAGCCGGAGUGGAUAUCGAUCAUUGUACACAACAAGUUGCCCGAGGAACAGCACUGCACCUGGCCCACACGUCGGCGAUAUACCGAAUCUGAUAUGGAGGCUUUGGUCAGCAAGAUCUCUGAGUACCCUGUCACGGAGACCGUUGUUUUUGGAGAGUUGUGGAAGAGGCGCCUCAAGGCACAAAUGAUUUCCCUGGAGGAAGGCGUACUGGAGAAUUGGUUCUUUGGGAGGAUUGUCUUGGCUGGAGAUGCUGUCCAUAAGGUUACUCCAAACUCGGCUCUGGGUGGCAAUACAGCGAUGGAAGACGCUGUCACACUCGCAAACGCAAUCCACGCCCUUCUCGGCACGCAUUCCAAUAAAAACCCGAGUGAUGUUGAGCUGCGCGAUGCGAUGCGGGACAAGUAUCAAAACGCUCGUGUCGACCGUGCUCGGGUUAUUGUGAAGGUCGGGGGUGAUCUCACGAGGCAACAGGCUUAUGACGGUUGGAAGGCCUACUUCGUGCAGCGGUGGCUGACGCCCAUCGUGGGCCUUGACACUCUUGCAAAGAAUAUUGCUGGAUUGUGUGUUACGGCGCCAAAGCUUACUUAUGUGGACUUUGAUGAGAAGAGGGGGAUUCUAGGGUGGCAGGAUACACUGUCUGCUGUAAAGGAGAGGGAAGCUCGAGAAGAUGAUGAAAGACUCAACAGUGGACCUUCGUGGGGUGACUUGAACGGGGGCUUUGAGUCUGUCUUCCCGCAGGUGCUAGCAGUUUUAGUUGCUUUGUGGUUGACUAUUUGUGUCUUUCAUAUUGUCUUCUCCAGACAGUCGAUACCUGGUUUUGGUAGGGAAAUUUGGCAAAUCGAUGGAAUGGAGAAUGGCACUUUCGGACUUGCAGCAUGA